UACUCCUCACAUAGCAAAACAGCUACAUAAACAUGAUACACAAAACUAUAUGGUCUUAGAACAUACCAACCAUGCCUUUGUUAUGCUUGAAGCUAGGGGGGAUGAGGAUAUCACAAAAAGCCUUCGCAUUAACUCUGUUUUUCUCUAUUGUGCUUUGCACUCCACCAGAGGAUCCAAUCAAGUGCUCUUCAUCACAGAACACAAGCUGCACCAUCACAAACUCCUAUGGCAUGUUCCCUGACAGAACCAUCUGCCAAGCUUCUCAAGUUUUGUACCCAACUACAGAGUUGGAACUUGUGUCAAUGGUUGCAUCAGCAACCAGAAACAAGAACAAGAUGAAAGUUGCUACCCGUUUUUCCCACAGCAUUCCGAAGCUGGUGUGCCCUGAAGGCCAAAAUGGGUUGCUGAUAAGCACCAAGUAUCUCAACAAAGUGUUGAAGGUUGAUGUGGGAGCAAAGACAAUGACGGUGGAGAGUGGAGUUACAAUGAAGAUGAUAAUCAAUGAGGCUGCAAAGGGGAAUUUGGCUUUGCCUUAUGCCCCAUAUUGGUUGGGCUUGACAAUUGGUGGCCUUAUGGGAACAGGUGCUCAUGGAAGCUCAUUAUGGGGGAGAGGAAGCUCUGUUCAUGAUCAUGCGUUGGAGAUUAGGAUUGUUAGGCCUGCAGGUCCUGAAGAUGGGUAUGCUAAGGUUGAGGUUCUGAAUGAACAACAUGAAGAUUUCAAUGCAGCUAAAGUGUCACUAGGUGUGCUGGGAGUUAUUUCACAGAUUACUCUGCAACUCGAACCACUUUUCAAGCGGUCCAUCACCUAUUUGACAAAAGAUGAUUCGGAUUUGGGAGACCAAGCAGCAGCUUUUGGACAUGAACAUGAGUUUGCUGAUAUAACUUGGUACCCAAGUCAACACAAGGCUGUCUACCGUGUUGAUGAUCGUGUCCCCAUGAGUACAUCGGGCAAUGGUCUUUAUGAUUUUGUCCCUUUUCGCCCCACUCCUUCACUUGAAUUGGCUCUCAUAAGAUCCACAGAGGAUCUUCAUGAAUCCACUAGUGAUGCUGAUGGAAAGUGCAGACUUGCAAAGUUAACAACGAGUGCCCUCCUCACCACAGCUUAUGGGCUUACUAAUAAUGGUGUAAUUUUCACAGGGUACCCUGUAAUUGGAUUUCAGAACCGUGUUCAGGCAUCAGGGUCAUGCUUAGAUAGUCUUCAAGAUGGAAAAUUCACAACAUGUGCCUGGGACUCAAGAGUGAAAGGAGAGUUCUUUCACCAAACCACAUUCAGCAUUGGCUUAUCUGUUGUGAAGAAUUUCAUUGAAGAUGUGCAGAAGCUAGUUCAGUUAGUGCCUAAAGGACUAUGUGGCAUGGAGAAUUACAAUGGAAUUCUCAUGCGUUAUGUGAAGGCUUCAAGUGCUUACUUGGGGAAGCAAGAGGAUGCUCUAGACUUCGAUAUCACGUACUACCGAAGCAAGGAUGCAAUGACUCCUAGGCUUUAUGAAGACAUUCUUGAAGAGAUUGAGCAGCUUGGGAUUUUCAAGUAUGGAGGGUUACCUCAUUGGGGUAAGAAUAGGAACUUGGCAUUUGGCGGAGUGAUUAAUAAGUAUAAAAAUGCUGGGAAGUUUUUGAAGGUGAAAGAGAAGUUUGAUUCACAAGGGCUUUUCUCUAGUACUUGGACUGAUCAAGUGCUUGGGCUGAAAGAAGGUGUGACAAUAGUGAAGGAUGGGUGUGCAUUGGAAGGUUUGUGCAUUUGCUCACAGGAUAGCCACUGCAAUCCAAGUAAAGGCUACUUCUGCAGACCAGGGAAAGUCUACAAGGAAGCAAGGGUUUGUACACAUUUAAAAUAAGGCUGUGUUGAGUUCUGAGGGUAAAGAAGCAUUAAAUUUGACAAUCUUAUGAAAAGAUAAUAUUUACAGAAUAUUUAUAUAUGUAAUUCUUCAUACAUCAUCAAUCACUCACUUCAACAUAUUUUAGAGACACUGCUUAUCUUUUAAGAUUAUAUUUUAAUAUUUGUAUGUGUUCAAUGUAUACAUUAUCAGAGACAAAAAAAAAAUGACAUGGGAGUGCAUUGUCAAUUA
Molecule: messenger RNA, 2063 nt
Organism: Lotus japonicus
Lineage: Eukaryota; Viridiplantae; Streptophyta; Magnoliopsida; Fabales; Fabaceae
Product: probable L-gulonolactone oxidase 6
Exons: 4
Coding region: 72-1832 (586 amino acids)
Cellular component (GO): membrane
Molecular function (GO): FAD binding; D-arabinono-1,4-lactone oxidase activity
Source: RefSeq, a predicted model, not a curated record